AUGAGCUCCUUCGAAAACGUUUCAGAGAAGCCGGCUAUGGCGUCAGAGUCUUCGAUCCCCGAGCCACUAUUUUCGACGAAGACUCCUGACAAGACGACGAUUCUCCCCACCAGAUCUCGUAACAGUGAUGUCUCUUUGUCAUUCCCAGAUAUUAAGCCCCAAGGCUCUCGAUAUCCAAUCAAACCCGUCAAGAGACAGCUCUUGGCUUCGCCUCAAAAACCUGAAAUAACUAUCAAAUUGCCCGAAAGGUUCGAGAUUCUGGGUGAAUUGUUCAAUGGGUUGGACACUGCGAUUAGGUUGCUCAAAUUAAAGGGUUCUUUGACGACAUUUGCCAAUAUAUGUCCCAAGAUUGAGUAUCUUACUAAUCGGAUCUUCUCGUAUGAUCAUUUGGCUCAGAUGAAGCAUAUUUAUCCAGAAGCCAUUGAAAUAAAGAGAGUAUUGAAGUGUGAUGAAGACACUAGCUGUAUGAAUCCCAGUCUUCAUGUUAAGUUAAAUACCGACGCCAUUGUGCCUGAAGAUGCAAAUUGCGGAACUAAACACAUGCAACUUAGGAAGGUGUUCCACUCAAAGCUUGUAGAUUUUUACAAAGCUCAUCCUAAGGACGAGAUUCCAAAAGAACUGCUUCCUGAACCUUUCAAUUCCUCCAAAAGGGAUAGUUGUUCAGACACUAUAAGCGUAGACUUGGGAGCAUCUAAACUUGAAAACGAAGGGUUUGAUAUUCAAAUGGAGGAGAUGGAGAAAGAACAACAUAGAGUCGACAAAGUAGUUCCAGAUUCGACUUUAUUAUUUGGAACUGAGGAAUGCUUGUUAUCACACACAGAGUCAAGAAUAGUUGGAACCCCAGUCAAAGAUUUAUCCACUCCCUCCAGGGAUCUAUCAACACCAAUCCGGCUCAUGAGUGCUACACCGACAUUACAGCCAUCUAGAAGGUGUAUUACGAUGACUCCUCCAGAUGAUGAUAAUGACUCUAUUAGAUCAACAAAUGGUCUGGAAAGGCGCUCAUCUCGCACUAAGUGUCUGAAUUUUGACACUCUUGAGGAAGAUGGAACUGCGAAAGCUGGUGACAUCAGUAACGUAUCUUAUGAUGAAGGAAUCAACUAUGAAGCUGAUGAUGUUUCCGAUGAAGAAAGUCUUGUGCACUCAAUGAAAGAGAAACCAAAGCCUGAAACCGAGAAGCAAGAUUUACCUAAGCUUGUUAACUUGAUUCAUAAGUUGUUUCACGCAACAAAGCGAACGAUCAUCACCAAAGAGGAGCUUCUUCACAAGAUUAUUGCAUGCCAAAUCAAUAUAACUGAUACAAAGGAAGUGGAGGAACAAUACAGGUUGAUGUUGCAGUUGGUUCCGGAUUGGAUCUCGGAAACAAAAGCAUCUUCUGGGCAUUUUCUUGUUCGCAUCAAUAAAAUGUCGACUGCCGAAACGGUAUGUGCAAGACUUGAUGAAGCAACUUCACAGGGCAUUUCCUCCGUCUACUGA
This is a messenger RNA of Eutrema salsugineum, 1473 nucleotides long. Its product is annotated as CDT1-like protein b. Gene Ontology annotation, molecular function: DNA binding; DNA polymerase binding. The record is from RefSeq and is a predicted model, not a curated record. NCBI's taxonomy places the organism in Eukaryota, Viridiplantae, Streptophyta, Magnoliopsida, Brassicales, Brassicaceae. Gene Ontology annotation, cellular component: nucleus. The transcript is spliced from 7 exons. Gene Ontology annotation, biological process: DNA replication checkpoint signaling; regulation of DNA-templated DNA replication initiation; mitotic cell cycle. Bases 1 to 1473 code for a protein of 490 amino acids.